Messenger RNA from Adineta ricciae, 870 nucleotides. NCBI's taxonomy places the organism in Eukaryota, Metazoa, Rotifera, Eurotatoria, Adinetida, Adinetidae. The record is from the annotation of a GenBank genome assembly.
AUGGAUUCGUUUGCAGCUGGUGCAAUCGCGGGUAUUACUGAAGUUAUCACGAUGUAUCCACUCGAUGUCAUUAAAACAAGGUCUCAGUUGAUGGUUGGCAAAAGCAUGGGAACAUUUGCUUCAUUGAGAAAUAUUGUUAAACAAGAAGGAGUAGGUCGACUUUAUCGCGGUAUUCUUCCGCCAAUUUUGAUGGAGGCACCGAAGAGAGCGACGAAAUUCGGGGCAAAUGAUUUAUGGGGUCAGUUCUAUCGAAAGUUGUUUCAAAUGGAAAAGAAUAAUCAAAGUUUGAGUAUAUUGAAUGGUGCUAGUGCUGGGGCGACGGAGGCAAUCAUUGUCGUACCGUUUGAACUAGUUAAAGUUCGACUACAAGAUAAGAAAAGUGCUCAUCUCUAUCUAGGAACUGUGGAUUGUUUGAAAAAGAUUAUCAAGCAGGAAGGAAUUUUAGCUUUGUAUAAUGGAUUAGAAGCGACUAUGAUGAGACAUAUCGUUUGGAAUGCGGGCUAUUUCGGUGUUAUCUUUCAAGUUAAAGCUCGGCUACCAGCUCAACCUGAAAUGCUCAAUAGUUUCAUUGCUGGAGCUGUCGGCGGUUGCGUUGGAACGGUGUUGAACACUCCAUUUGAUGUUGUUAAAAGUCGAAUACAAAACUCGCCUCGCACUCUUUUACCAGCGAAAUAUAACUGGUCCAUUCCCUCAUUAUUUAUUGUCGCUCGAGAGGAAGGAUUCUGGGCGUUAUACAAAGGUUUUGUACCGAAGGUACUCCGCCUUGGACCGGGUGGUGGUAUUCUCCUAGUCGUCUAUAAUUCCUUAAUGGAGUUUUUUCGAAAAUACAAAUUAACCAAUCCCACAGGCCAAAUUCCUGCAUCGACUUAG